AUGGCGCUAGCACGGACGCUGUGGCUGAAGCAGCAAAUCGGAACCGUUCUUUUUCUAGCGGCGGUGGCACGAACGUUGCAUAUAGCGAUGGGACAGACGAUGGGAUUGGAUUUGCUGCGAAGGAACUAUCGCUGGGUGCGUCCGUGUACAGAUGGAGUUGAUAUAGAUGCUGGUGAUAUCGCCGCGAUCGCGGGCGAAUCCGCAUCACUAUGCGCAGAGAAAGUGGCAAAUAUCUGUUUGAGUCGCAGAAAUUAG
Molecule: messenger RNA, 255 nt
Organism: Cylicostephanus goldi
Lineage: Eukaryota; Metazoa; Nematoda; Chromadorea; Rhabditida; Strongylidae
Source: the annotation of a GenBank genome assembly